AUGCCAGAUAACCAACAUCAGAGAACAAGGGUGCUGAUUCAGGAAGAGGGCACUAGCCAGGGGAGAAUAAUUUGUGAAUCUAGAUACCAGCUCCUGGGAGAUUCUGAUGAGGCCAGUUCCAGCACCAAAGAUGAAUAUGAACAAGGAACAAAGAGAAUGGAGCUAGCAGAACCCCCAAAUUCAGAUUUGGCAAAGGAAAGGAAGGUGAAACCGGAGGAGCUUCUGGCCUCAUCGCCGGAUUUUCACUAACUGCUCAACCCUCACAGACCACCAAAUCACUAUACUCUGGGCCCUAAUUUUAUGGCGGACAAUGCCACGCUGCGGGAGUAUGUUCCAGUGCUCCACUCCAAAAAUCCAUCUCAUCGUUUUCUAUGCACCGGAUUUGGGCGAAUCUGGGGAUGGCCAUGGACCUCAGAAAAAGGAAAUGUUCAUCAAGAAUUCCGCAAAUGGGCUAAGAAGACGGAGAAACACCAUUCGGCGACCUGGAAAAAAUUGGAAUAGAUGACUUGAUUCAGUUCUGUCAGAUGGGAGUAUUCGACAAUGAGGUGCUAUAAGGUCUUGCAUCAAGAUUUUGGAGUAGCUCCAGCAAUGUGUUCUGUUUAACACGAGGUUUCAUGACUCUGACGCUGCUUGAUGUGGCGGUGAUAACCGGAAUACCUGUGGUUGCGGAUGUCACUGUUGAUGGUGACAGUGAAGACGCUGAUACGGCUGCGGCUGGAUCAAACUAACAUCAGGGGCACGGUCCAUACAUCAAAGAAAACAUGCCAAAACCGUGUAAUUAUCAUCUGCAACAUAUCCGAUUCUUAGCGUUGUGGCUAAACCGG
Messenger RNA from Oldenlandia corymbosa var. corymbosa, 824 nucleotides. Lineage: Eukaryota; Viridiplantae; Streptophyta; Magnoliopsida; Gentianales; Rubiaceae. The record is from the annotation of a GenBank genome assembly.